AUGGGAAACUGCUGCAGAUCCCCGGCCGCCGUAGCCCGAGAGGACGUCAAAUCGAGCUUCUCCAACGCCGACCACCACGGCAAGCGCGGUGCCGGAGCAGAAGCCGUCAAACAGAAGGCGCCGAUCACGGUCCUUGCCGGCGUGCCCAAGGAGAACAUCGAGGACCGCUACCUCGUCGACCGAGAGCUCGGCCGCGGCGAGUUCGGGGUGACUUACCUCUGUAUCGACCGCGACACUCGCGAACUGCUAGCUUGCAAGAGCAUCUCCAAGCGGAAGCUCAGGACUGCCGUCGACGUCGAGGACGUGCGCCGCGAGGUCGCCAUCAUGCGCCACCUGCCGGAGAGCCCUAGCAUCGUGUCGCUCCGCGAGGCCUGCGAGGACGACAAUGCCGUCCACCUCGUCAUGGAGCUCUGCGAGGGCGGCGAGCUCUUCGACCGGAUCGUUGCCCGCGGCCACUACACCGAGCGCGCUGCUGCCGCUGUCACGAGGACGAUUGUGGAGGUGGUGCAGCUCUGCCACAAGCACGGGGUCAUCCAUCGCGACCUGAAACCGGAGAAUUUCUUGUUUGCAAACAAGAAGGAGAAUUCGCCGCUCAAGGCUAUUGACUUCGGGCUUUCCAUAUUUUUCAAGCCAGAAAUCAAAUUAGAGUCACUUCUUCCCACUCACUUCUUCUGUAGCAUUGGUGAUUCACCUCUGCUUGUGGUGUUUCUAGAUUCAUCGAUAAUUUAUGGUUCUCUUGAUUACCUCUGGGUAUUGCUGACUGGUGAUUGGCUUGGUGUAAUUUCUGGAAAUGAAAAUGGUGAUUGGCCGGAGCUCUGGCGGAGGAAACUUGUCAUUGCUAACUGCAUUUGGGUGGCCAGUGGCGUCAAUUUUGGGAAUGCUAGAGUGGCAAGACCUUGGGACUUCCCAUGCAAUUAUAUCUGGCAAUCUUGUAAGGAAGCUGCUGAUGAGAUGAGAAAGGCCAGAGACUCCAGAAACCAUCCCAUUAUGUUGCUUGAUGCUUAUGCUGCACUGCUGCUUCCUUUACUCAUCGUUGAAGGUCCACCAUCUAAGAUAAGGAGAGGGCCUUGUUCUUUUCAUAUUUUCAAAAGAAGUGAGAGGUUCUCAGAAAUUGUUGGAAGUCCAUAUUAUAUGGCUCCAGAAGUUCUCAAGCGGAAUUAUGGACCAGAAAUAGAUAUAUGGAGUGCAGGAGUAAUUCUCUACAUCUUACUGUGUGGUGUUCCCCCAUUUUGGGCUGAAUCUGAGCAAGGAGUUGCACAGGCCAUUCUUCGAGGGCUUAUAGAUUUCAAAAGAGAGCCUUGGCCCAGUAUUUCUGAAAGUGCUAAAAGUCUUGUUAAGCAAAUGUUAGAACCAGACCCUAAGCUUCGAUUAACUGCCAAACAAGUGCUUGAGCAUCCCUGGCUCCAAAAUGCUAAGAAGGCUCCUAAUGUUCCACUUGGAGAUGUUGUCAAGUCAAGGCUUAAGCAAUUUUCAAUGAUGAACAGAUUCAAAAGAAAAGCCCUUAGGGUCAUUGCUGAUUUCUUAUCCAAUGAAGAAGUUGAAGACAUUAAAGAUAUGUUCAAAAAGAUGGAUAAUGAUAAUGAUGGCAUUGUUUCCAUUGAAGAACUUAAAGCUGGAUUUCGAAACUUUGGGUCUCAACUUGCUGAGUCUGAAGUUCAGUUGCUUAUUGAAGCUGUAGAUAGUAAUGGUAAGGGAACACUAGACUACGGGGAAUUUGUCGCUGUUUCCCUUCAUUUAAAAAGGAUGGCUAAUGACGAGCAUCUUCGCAAGGCCUUCUCCUAUUUUGAUAAAGAUGGGAAUGGAUAUAUUGAACCUGAUGAGCUACGUAAUGCCUUGAUGGAAGAUGGAGCAGAUGAUUGUACAGAUGUAGCAAAUGAUAUUUUCCAAGAAGUAGACACGGACAAGGAUGGACGUAUCAGCUACGAUGAAUUUGUUGCGAUGAUGAAAACUGGAACGGAUUGGAGAAAAGCAUCAAGGCAUUAUUCACGUGGGAGAUUCAAUAGCUUGAGCUUAAAGUUGAUGAAAGACGAGGGUUCCUUUCCACUUGGUGCUGUGCGAGUUACGAAGGAUUGGGUACGCCAAUUAUACACGCACUUUGUUACUUGUGUAAAACAUGGUGCCUUGGAGCCACUGGUAUAUGGAACUUGUGUAAAACAUGGAACCGUUGCCGUCGUUGAAUUUGUGCGUACACUGUUUUGGCUGCUGUGUAGGGAUAGGUUUGAAUAUGUAGGAAGUACAAGUGGCAGGAGAGGCAUAUCUAAAGAUUUGAGUCUUGGACCUAUGGACCUUCAGGUAUUUGAUUCAUAG
Messenger RNA from Sphenostylis stenocarpa, 2307 nucleotides. Lineage: Eukaryota; Viridiplantae; Streptophyta; Magnoliopsida; Fabales; Fabaceae. The record is from the annotation of a GenBank genome assembly.